AUGUCUACAGCGGAGGUUGCCAGGACGUCCUCCGACAACAACGUUGGCAACGAUGCGACCCCUCGUGCGGAGCUCGAUAUCACAAAACUACAUGCGCUGCCCUCCGAACAGCAAGACCUCUAUCUUCUAACCUUCACUUCUGAUUUGGUACAGCACAUCUCCACGCUCGAUAAAUCUCAGGUAUCGGCCGAGCAGAAAUUCUUAAAAAGGGAACUCUUCAAGGUUCUCACGCUCUCCUCGCCGGCGAUUACACGAGUUAUCCGCAACAAUCUUGGGCGAUGCUUUGGCGCUAUAUUCAGCAAGGGUGAUCGUGGGAUAUUGUUUGAGACAGUUACCGAUCUACUGGGUGUGCUGAAUGCAGGGAAAAAUGAAGCAGAUUUACGGACCAAGUUCGCAGCGGCUCACUGUUUGGGGGACAUCUUUACUACGGCGGGGGAGAGCGUCUUUGCUCAAUCUGGAGCUGUUGUGACAAGUCUGCUGAAGCUUCUAAAGCCGUCGAGUAACCAUACCGGCUGUCGAGGUUCGGUAUUUGCUGUGUUGCGCAAGGUGGUUGGUGGUACUGGUGUGCCAGUAGAUGAGGGGACAGCCCGAGAUAUCUGGAAGCAGGCGCGCAAUGCCGCCACCGGUGAUAAGUCGACAUUUGUGCAGGUUCAUGCAUGCCGGUGUCUCGAACAAUUGCUCCAUACAACUCCCUACUUCGAUAAUGCGAACGAUUUCGAGUCCCUAAAGACCGUUGUAUGGAAGGUCAUUGAUAGCCCGUUGGCGCCUGUUCGACACGCCGCUGCGGCCUGCUUCGCUCGGGCACUGACGAAGCUACAUGCUAAGGAUUCUCGAAUUAUGUCCACUCCGAAGCCCAAGAAGGCGAAAAGGCAGUCGAAGAAGCCUGCCCCAAGGCCCGGAGAGGAUGAGGAUGAGGCUGAAGUCUCAGAAUCCUCCGCUCCCAAAAAGUCGGAGUCUCGGUUAUACUUUUUACUUCCUGAUCUCUUGAAGCAACUAUCGCAACAAUACCUUCGAAGCACAACUUCUAACCGAGCUCGAGCGGGGAUCGCGGUUUGUUACAAGUACGUUCUACGGAUUUUGGGCGAGAAGCUUGUGGAAGAGCGGUAUGACCAGAUCGCAAAUCACCUACUGUUCGAUCUUCUGAACCACCCAACAAUAACAAACAACCGGUUCCGACUGCUUAUGACGAGGAAAGUUGUUGGAAGUAUUCUCGAGGAAACCGUCGGUCGCGACUCGCUCCGUGAGAACAGUCGCCUUACGGCAGCCAAGUGGCUUAUAAACGAUGUGCUCAAGGACUAUCCCCAAGUUGUUCAGGAACGCCGUGAGCCUAGCAAGUACACUCUGAUCAAUGCCCUCAAUGCCUUGUCCUCUCUAGUUUCUUCACUCGGCUCCGCCUUUGGUUCACUUGCCGAAAGUUGCCGUGAUGCUCUGCUUCAAGUUCUUUCUCACCCUAGCUAUACUGUGCAGAUUCACGCUGCACACUGUCUCCGUAUCUUUGUCCUUGCCUGUCCAGUCCAGCUAUUGUCAUGCGUCACUAUCUGUCUGAAUAGUCUCAACCGCGAGGUUGGGCAGCUAUCUACCCCACGACAGUCUCCGCGGCGUUGUGUCGGCUAUGCUAAUGGCUUGUCGGCGAUGUUAAGUACAUCUCGGUUGCAGCCACUUUAUGGUUCUGUUGAGAUCUACUCUCGUGUGUUCACUCAAGCUACCGACCUUCUGAAAACAAGCAGCAGCGCCGAACUGCGUGCUGCCAGCACGCAAAUUCAGGUGGCAUGGAUCCUGAUCGGAGGGCUGAUGCCAUUGGGCCCUAGCUUUGUCAAGAUCCAUCUCUCUCAGCUCAUGUUAUUGUGGAAAAAUGCUCUACCAAAGCAUUUGAGUCAGGAGAACUCUGCUAAAAAAGGGUAUCUAGAAAUGAGUUUCCUGGCCCAUGUUAGAGAAUGUGCUCUUGGGGCGUUACUUGCGUUCAUGGAAUUCAAUGGCAAGAUGAUAACUGCUGAUGGCGCAAGAAGGAUUGCAACUAUGCUACAAAACACUGUUGAAUUCAUCGACGAGAUUCCGCCACAGAAGUCGGUGGUGGACAUAUCGCAGCGUCUUCACCCAUCACUGCAAUUACAUGAUAUUGAAACUAUGGUCAGACGACGUGUCCUACAGUGCUUUGCGAAACUCCUUCAUGCCCAUCCACUCAGCCACGCAGAUGUGAUCUCCCAGUCGAGUCUACUCAGCUUGGCGAUUUCCUCUUUUGCUGACCCUGACGCCACCCAAUCGAGUCCUCUCGAGAGUUCGAUCGCAGCGUCAACGGCACAGUUUGAAAACCUUUGGGAGUUGAGUGAUAACUAUGGGUUCGGGGUAACCGGCCUGGCAAGAGACUAUGUGCGUGUAACUCUCUCUGGAAAGCAUGAGGGUGAAAGCGGCCCAGCUUGGUCGGCGGUCGAAUCAACAGACCAGGUCGUGGAUGAUGCUUUGAUAUUCCCUAUCUGCGAAGCCAGCGAGCAUGAUCCAAUCCUGCUUUACUCUGCAAGACAAGGAGACCGUCUUUCUGCCGACCCACACCCGACAGGAGUAGUGAAUGCUGCUAUUGAACUGUUUUCAGUAGCGCUCGCGCUGCACGCACCCAAGGUCCAAGAAAGUAGCGUCGAGCAGAUUGCGACAUUUCUUUCUUCAACCGGCCUGCAGCGGAACCCUGGGCGCAAAGCGGCUAUGGUCGUCAACAUAUCUGUGGCAUUACUUCAUGCCCUAAAGGUCGCUAUGAAGGAGACCAGUUCAGCCGCAAGGAAGCUUAGCCCUACCACUGAGAAGGUUAUGCAGGAGCUUAUUCAGAAAUUCGUCCUUGAUCCCGACCCAAUUGUGCGGACGGUUGGCGUAGAAGCACUUGGACGGCUAUGCGAGAGCUCAGGAAAUACCUUCACCAAUACCCAGAUCAACUGGGUGGUGGACACUAUCGUUGCGAAUAGAGAACCAAAUGCGCGUGCUGGCUGUGCGGCUGCCUUGGGCUGUAUCCAUUCUCAGAUUGGUGGCAUGGCAGCCGGUCUGCAUCUGAAGACCAUUGUUGGGGUUUUGAUGUCACUCGGUAAUGACCCUCACCCGGUUGUCCAUUUCUGGGCUCUUGGUGGUCUUGAAAAAGUAGCCAACUCUGCGGGCUUAACUUUUUCUCCUUUUGUCUCGAGCACCCUCGGAAUGCUGGCUCAGCUGUACAAUGCUGAUUCUCAUAACGAGGAGGCUGAGUCCCUCGCGACAUCCAACAUCGAAAUGUCGUUCCUUACACCCGUGGUGAUCAGUCGUUGCAUUGACUCUUUAAUCAAUGUUUUGGGUCCUGACCUGCAGGACAUUGCCAAAACACGAAAUCUGAUUCUCACACUUCUACGGCAGUUCCAGCUAGAGGAAAACCCCGCGCUUGUGACUGAAAGUUCCAGGUGCCUUGAUCACCUGUCCUUAUAUGCCCCAGAAUACGUUGAUUUUUCCGGAUACGUGAAGCGCUUGCAGAACGAGCUUUCUGCUCAAGAUCCUUUAAUGAGAGAUGUGGCUAUACAAGGCCUAACAAAUCUCAUGAAGCGAGACGCACCUGCCGUCAUCAAAGCAGCGACGCCUGCUUUGGAGGAGGAGAUUUGGCUCGCAUUUGACGACAACCCCGAUAAUCCUAUUUUGAAGGGUAUGAUCCGCGAUUGGCUGCAGCAGACCGCUCUUACUGAGACUGGACUUUGGAUACAACGCUGCCAUGACACCCUUACAAAGACGCGCCUGAAAGUCGAGGAUUUACCGCCUAUAUCCGCUUUAAAGCCGACAGCCACUGAUCUACCAGAUGAUGAAGUCGCAGGAUUUGCGUCUGCGAUCGCAGGUGCUGGUCAAGAAGAUGGCGCGGGCGAUGCUGUUGCCGGUCAAGAGCUUCUGAAGUGGCAGACGCGCAACUUUGUCAUGAGUUGUCUUAGUGAAUUGCUGGAGUUGGUCCAGGAAGCGAUCCUACCAGACCAGACGAUUCCCGCAGAAUUGGCUCUUCAGCAGAAGGUUGGAGACAUCGUUAGGAUGGCGUUUUCUGCCUCAACCGCGAACGUGAUUGAGCUGCGUGUGUGGGGUUUGAAGAUACUUGACCAAGUGUUGAAGAUGUUUGGCAAGACACCCGACCCUGACUUUGCAGAAGCAUCACUACUUGAACAGUACCAGGCCCAGAUUGGGUCUGCUCUCACUCCAGCAUUUGCUGCGGACUCCUCGCCGGAGCUUGCGUCGGAGGCAAUCAACGUAUCUGCGACAUUUAUCGCAACUGGUAUCGUAACGAACGUGGAGCGUAUGGGAAGGAUCUUAAAACUCUUAGUCCUAGGACUCGAAAACUUCUCAGCAAACCCCGACACUACCGAGAUAGGGGAUCUCAAAGGUCUCAACUCCAAUGCAAAGGUGAUGGUCAAGAUGGCGUUGUAUGCGGCAUGGGCACGCCUUCAAAUUGCGAGCAUUGAGCACGAGUAUCUCAAUGAGGUCGUUCAGCCUUACUUGUUAAAGCUUACCCCCCUAUGGCUGUCCUCUCUUCAGGAGUAUGCUCGGCUUCGUUUUGAACCGGACAUUUCGGGCAGUCUCGGCACGGGUCCGGAAAGCGGCGAUUUGGACGAGGUUUAUGCCGCCCUGAAUCGGGAGACGCUUCUGAAGUUCUACCAAGAAACUUGGUUGAGCCUGGUUGAUGCUAUUGCCGGGCUUGUGGAGAGGGACAUAGACUUUGUCUUUGACGCGCUGGACGGAAAGGCGCAGAUUAAAGAGCCCGAGAAGUCCGAAGAGGAUCAGCUAAGUAACGGAGAACCAAAGGGAAAGGGAGAUGAUAUCAACUAUCGCGACGAGCCUGUUGCGUUCUUCUUUGUGCUUUUUGGCUUAGCGUUCGAGGCUCUCGUUGACCAGUCUACUUCAGCCUCUCAGAGAAUGGAGAUCCUCCAGGCUCUCAAGAGGAUUCUGAGACCCAUAAUCUCUGGUAACGCUAUAUACCAAGAUGCCAUAUUCUCCGAAACGAUGGACAGUCUAGAUCGGCUCGCAUUGACAGAAGGUACAGCCGUUCAGAAUGUCAUCGUCGAGAUAGCCCGAAACCUCGCGCUAGAUCACCCAUCCGCGAAAGGUGGUGAAGAUCGCAGUGACCAUCUUUCAGACGAUAUUGAACAGCUCUUCGAGCUAACGAGGAGCAUCAUUCUCGUCCUUGCCGGCCUCCUACCCAACCUCCGCGAGUCAACUACCAUCGCACGAUUCAAUGUGGGCUCUGACGAUGCACUGUCUCUCAUCCGUCUUUCUCUUUCGUCUCUAGUCAACGUCGCCUCAAUAUUCCCAUCAAUCAUUCGAAACGACCUUAAUGCAUGCAUUCUCCACAUCUUCAGCACAAUCCUCGCCACAGGUCUGUGCCAACAAGAAGUCGUACCUCAAGCUCUGCCCAUAUUCAAGCACUUUAUCCAGAGCAUCAGUGGCCAGGAAAAUGCCAGCCUAGAAAACCAGGAGAACCAGAAUGUUAUCUCCCAUCAGCUCCGCGGCUGCCUCGUCCGUUUUCUAACAACCCUCACGAUCGCCCAACGUCGCGAAUCCGAAUCCUCCCUUCCCUGUGCCAAGAACACCCUACUCACCAUCACCAUCCUCCUAACAACAGGCGGACAUCUCAUCCCGCCACACGAUCCUAUCCUCCCUCAAAUUCUCAACGAACUCCUCGACUGCCUUCAAGAUGUUGGUCUCGCUAGCGUCGCGGCUGGCUGUAUCCGAUCUAUCCUCCUUUCAAACUCAACGAAAUCCAACACAGACGAAGUCAUAGCUCGCUACUUGAUUCCCCGCCUUAUUGCCUUCCUCAUCGGCACACCUACUGAUCCAGGCGGAGAAGCCUCCAACGACCCGGAGAACUCGCGAACCAGCAUCGCGCGCACGCUAGUUUCAUGCGUAACCGUCCCAAACGCAGCUGCCUUCCCGGGAGGAGAAACACAUACGGCUAUGUCCUUGGUGAUGUCAUGUCUCCUUGCGCGGGCCAAACGCGAGGGUGCACCCGUUUAUACUGAAACAGCCGCCAACCUCCUUGAACUGGCGAAGGCAGAUCAGCUGGCAUUCAGAACAUUGGUCGGGACUAUGAGCCCUGCGCUGAAGGGGUUGCUCGAGGAGAUUCUACGUAACGCAAACGUUGGGGCUGGUGGCGGUGCGGUGGGCAGAGGGGAGCAGGAGACGCAGAAUGGGGGUGGGCAGCAGAGUAUGCCGAGUAUUGCGUUGAGAUUUGAUUUCUGA
Messenger RNA from Aspergillus nidulans FGSC A4, 6213 nucleotides. RefSeq names its product AP-1 complex accessory protein LAA1. The record is from RefSeq and is a predicted model, not a curated record. Lineage: Eukaryota; Fungi; Ascomycota; Eurotiomycetes; Eurotiales; Aspergillaceae. Bases 1 to 6213 code for a protein of 2070 amino acids. The transcript is spliced from 5 exons. Gene Ontology annotation, cellular component: cytosol.